UCGGGCGGCAAUGCAACGACUUGCCAAGCCUGGCUGGUCUUGCCAGUAACAACCCAUUUCAAGUGCGGAUGAAUUAGUGCAAUAACGGCAACAAUUGCUUCUGCUGCACCCUUGAGUUUGGUGUAAUUGUUUACUCCUUACGUUCAAAAAAUGGAUAUCGACGACGAAGACGAUUUUUACGCUCCCGAAGAGCCACAGGCCCCUGCUGCGCAGCCGACUCCCCCCGCACCAUCAGCACCCGCGAAGAAGGAUGCGAAUGACGAGCUCGAAGAGGGCGAGGAGGAAGAUGAAGGCGGGGCGAUGGACGAGGAUGACGACUCGGUGCGUACCGUAGUUCUACUGGCAUACAUUCGUUCGUAUCUGCUGACACAAGAUCAGGAUAUUGACAUCAUCACCGAGCGCAAGGACGGCUCCAAACCCGCGCCUGCCCCACAAUCACGCUACAGCGAGAUCAAAAACAUCCCGCAGCGCUCCGCCUCCUCCGACGGGACGACCAAACCGGCCCCGGUAAAACGCGAGUCCCCCCGCCAACAAGCCGCCACCACGGCCGACUACCCGCCCGUGUCCACCUCCAAGAUCGACGUCAACGCGAUCCCGAUCCACAAGCCCUCGGGCAAGCCGAUCACACAGGUCAACAUCGACGAGGACCUGCCGGCGGACAACGACAAGCCGUGGCGCAAGCCGGGCACCGACCUGUCGGACUACUUCAACUACGGCUUCGACGAGUUCACGUGGGCGCUGUACGCGCAGAAGCAGGAGGCCCUGCGCGCCGAGUACAACCCGGAGGCGAUCGCGCAGAGCAACAAGAAGAUGAUGGAGGACAUGACGAACAUGAUGAUGAUGAGCGGCAUCCCCAUGCCCGGCGCCGCGCCGCCGGGCGCUGCGGGCGGGGCCGCCGCCGGGCAGCCGAUGCCCGGCAUGGAGGGCGUCUCGCCCGAGCUGCAGGCUAUGAUGCAGCAGAUGAUGGCCAGCGGCAUGGAUCCGAGCCAGAUGGAUAUGAGCGCCAUGGCCGGCAUGUUUGGCGGCGCGGGCGCGGGCGCGGGCGCGGGGCAGGCCGGGCAGGGGCCGGGCUUCGGCGGUGGGUAUGGCGGCGCUCAGGGGCAGGGGUAUGGGUAUGACCAGCAGAUGGGAGGUGGUGGCGGUGGGGGAGGACGAGGCGGAAGGGGACGGGGAAGGAGGUGGUAAUCUACACUAUAGGUCCUGCAGGCUAGACGGAUGAUGUUUGAGGAGGCCACAAUCGAUACCCUUGAAUCACACGGCAGUGGGAGUCGGUCUAUGGUUGCUACCAUACAGUGAGACGGCACGGUGGGUGUCUGUCAGCCCGCUCCCCGGACGACCGUAAACUUCCGCUCAAAAACGCAACAAACUCGAUAGGCUGGGUAUCGUUCGAGUGUCCUUGAACACGCCCUUAU
Messenger RNA from Thermothielavioides terrestris NRRL 8126, 1412 nucleotides. RefSeq lists its product as uncharacterized. The record is from RefSeq and is a predicted model, not a curated record. Lineage: Eukaryota; Fungi; Ascomycota; Sordariomycetes; Sordariales; Chaetomiaceae. Gene Ontology annotation, molecular function: RNA binding. Gene Ontology annotation, cellular component: mRNA cleavage and polyadenylation specificity factor complex. The coding region runs from base 151 to 1185 and encodes 344 amino acids. The transcript has 2 exons.